Salpingoeca rosetta is the source of this 2771-nucleotide messenger RNA. RefSeq lists its product as uncharacterized. Gene Ontology annotation, biological process: 7-methylguanosine mRNA capping; protein dephosphorylation. Lineage: Eukaryota; Choanoflagellata; Craspedida; Salpingoecidae. The coding region runs from base 174 to 2612 and encodes 812 amino acids. Gene Ontology annotation, molecular function: mRNA guanylyltransferase activity; protein tyrosine/serine/threonine phosphatase activity; ATP binding. The transcript has 24 exons. The record is from RefSeq and is a predicted model, not a curated record.
GGCGAGCGGAAAGCCGGACGUUGCUGCUGCUGUUGUUGUUGGUUGCUGGUUGUGCAGUGUGGCUGGUGCUGACGACGACCUUGGAGGGCAGUGAGGAGGCACACAAAGCGAAGGCAAGGGCGCAGACACACGUACGCGUCCUCACAAGGGGGCAGGGAGAGAGGGGUUGCACGAUGAGCCGCUGGUCCUUGCCAGAGCGCUGGCUGCUUUGCCCUCGCUUGGGCACCGUCGUCGCAGACGAUGUUAAGUUUGUGCCGAUGAAGACCAUGCUGGAUUCGCGGUACGACAGCCAGAUUCCAGAAGAAUACAGAUGGACGCCAGAGAUGUUGGCUGCUCGCCACCCAAAUCUGGGCAUGGUGAUUGACUUGACAAAGAGCAGUCGAUACUACGAUCCUCGCUUGCUUCCAAAACACAUCCUCCACCACAAGAUCCAGUGUGCAGGGCGAGGGUCUACGCCAACACCACAGCAGGUGUCCACGUUCAUCGCCGUCUGCAACAUGUUCUGGGCCAAACACCCAGACAAGGUCAUCGGCGUGCACUGUACGCACGGCUUCAACCGCACCGGGUUUAUGAUCAUUGCGUACAUGUGCCAGCAGCUCGACUACCAGACGGAGAUGGCAAUGCACCUCUUCAAACAGUCCCGCCCGCCAGGCAUCUACAAGAACCACUACAUUGAAGAUAUCUUUGCACGAUUCGAUGGGGAUUCAAGCGGUUUCCUCCCCGCCGUCCUGCCAGACUGGUCCCUCCCAAACGCAGAGCUGCACAUGCACCUGACUGCUGCCAUUGAUCUUCUCCGCUCAACGCCGCCGCCAAUCACCGGUGCAAAGCUCAAGGAGUUGUGUGAUAUCUGCAAUGCCGCUCUCAGCGUCGCUGAAGACGACACAAUCGUGCUCAUUCUGCGCGCACACGGCUGGACUGGGCUCACCUUCGCCGGCGACAAGGUUGCGUCGGCGGCGCCGCUGGCUGACGAGCUGCAGGCGGCGGCAGAGGAGAUGCGGCGAUGCGCAGAGCAGGCCGAGGAGGAGGGCGACGACACAGCAGAUGCACACGGCACCGCCGCGACGAGCGAGCACCUAUCGUCAUCAUCAACAGCAGAAGCGUCAUCAUCAUCAACAACAACAACAACAGCGGCCCAGCCGUCAUCGUCGUCAGGGGAGGGCGAUAGCGGUGCGAGCCGCGUGCUGCGGAUGCGUGCGGAGGAUCAGCGCUGUGAGCGCGAAGAUGCCGUGCCCUCCGGUCUCACGUUCGCCCUCGACAAGAGUCCGUCCAUUGGGCCGCCACACCUGGGGCCCCUCAGGAAACUCUGCAGGGAAAUGGUUGGUGCGCCGGCGGGCACGGCGUUCCCCGGCGCGCAGCCCGUGUCGCUGCUGCAAAGUCAUCUGGAGAAGAUGCGAACAGCGCCCUUCUUCCUCUCCCACAAGGCAGACGGCACACGCUACUUGAUGAUGAUUCUGGGGCCUGGCAAAGUGUACAUGGUUGGGCGCGACAACUCAAUCUUCCCUGUCUCCGGACUGCACUUCCCGACGAGCGGACGAGCGGACCAGCACUGGCAGCAAACCCUCCUCGAUGGGGAGCUUGUGCUUGACACGUGGAACGACAACAAAGACCGCCGUUACCGCUUCUACAUCUUCGACAUCAUCUGCUGCGGCGGCAAGGACUUCACCAAGUACAAGUACCAUCAGCGACUUGAGUCCAUACAAAAACACAUCAUUGCCCCGAGAGAGAAACUGCGGGCGCAGCGGAAACUGGACACGGCGCGUGAGCCAUUUGGCAUCCGCCCCAAGCAGUUCUUCCCGCUGUCUGAGCUUGGCACAGACAAGUGGAACGACUACAUCAAGCACCGCGUCUUUCACAAGACGGACGGGCUGCUGAUGGUUGAGGACGAUCACAAAUACGCGCCGGGCUCGUGCGAGGCGCUGCUCAAGUGGAAGCCGCCCUCAUUAAACUCCAUCGACUUUCUCAUCAAGGUGGAGGAGCAUGGCGAUGUGACGGAAGCGCAGCUUUUGGUGUCGGGACCUGGCGGGGCGAUGGUGCCGUUUACAGACGCGGGUGUGUCGACGUUGGCGGCGAGGAGUGAGGACAAGCGCAGGGUGUUGCGCAGCUACAACGGCAAGAUUGCAGAGUGCACGUGGGUGCCUGCCACAAACAGAUGGCGGGUGAUGCUGAUUCGGCGAGACAAGGACCAUCCAAAUGGAUACAGAACAGCUUCAAGUGUGUGGCGGUCAAUACGUGAGGGCAUCACGGAGCAGCGGCUGUACGAGCUCACGCGGCAGUUACGGCAGCGGCGGGCAACCAAGACGCAUGCCGGCAUGAGUCCCGUUGAUCGCGCCCUCGCACACGCCAUCGACGCUGCAAACGCCUUUGCUGCCGUCCUUGACAAGGCGGAGCAGCCGGGUGCGAAGCGAGCAAAGGUUGAGGGCGGACAGCUGCCGCCACCGCCACUCCUGCGUGCUCUCGCUGCUGUCGCCAGGAUACACGACCAGUACAAGGACGCGUUGGUGCAGUUUGGGUGGCGCAGUGACAACAGCGGAUUUGAGGCGCCCGUGUCCGCCGAUCUCUUGAAACGUCUGGCAGCCAACCUCGCUCGCUUCAUGUCCAAACCUCGCUCAUGACGACACACACACACACAUGCGCGUGUUUGUUUGUUGUGUGUGGUGUGUGGUUGUGUCGUGUGGGUGUGUUGUGUUAACUGCAAUUUCGCUCGGGGCUUUUUUGGGUGUACUGCUUCUAGUGUCACACUGAUCACACCAUGAUUGAAACGAAACCCACAG